GCGGCGCUGCAGCGCGAGGGGCGGAGAGGCAGAGCGCCGGGAGAGGACCAGACGCCCAGGUCGCCCGCAUCCCCGUGCCGCAGGAGCGAGCAAGCGCGCCCCGGCCCUGCUCUCCAGCCUUCGCCCGGGUGCCCCACCUGCUUUCUCGGCUCCAGAGACCGAGCACCUGUCCUCCGCCUCGGCCGCAGCUGAGCACCCCUCCUCCGGAGCGCACACCGCCCCUGCAGCCCGAGAAGUGCCCAGCCCGUCGCCGGCGACCACCAUGGCGGAGACCAACAACGAAUGUAGCAUCAAGGUGCUCUGCCGAUUUCGGCCCCUGAACCAGGCCGAGAUUCUGCGGGGAGACAAGUUCAUCCCCAUUUUCCAAGGGGACGACAGCGUCGUUAUUGGGGGGAAGCCAUAUGUCUUUGACCGUGUGUUCCCCCCAAACACGACUCAGGAGCAAGUUUAUCAUGCGUGUGCCAUGCAGAUUGUCAAAGAUGUCCUUGCUGGCUACAAUGGCACCAUUUUUGCUUAUGGACAGACAUCCUCAGGGAAAACACAUACCAUGGAGGGAAAGCUGCAUGACCCCCAGCUGAUGGGAAUCAUUCCUCGAAUUGCCAGAGACAUCUUCAACCACAUCUACUCCAUGGAUGAGAACCUUGAGUUCCACAUCAAGGUUUCUUACUUUGAGAUUUACCUGGACAAAAUUCGCGACCUUCUGGACGUGACCAAGACGAAUCUGUCUGUGCAUGAAGACAAGAAUCGGGUGCCAUUUGUCAAGGGUUGUACCGAACGCUUUGUGUCCAGCCCAGAGGAGAUUUUAGAUGUGAUUGAUGAGGGGAAAUCAAAUCGUCAUGUGGCUGUCACCAACAUGAAUGAGCACAGUUCUCGAAGCCACAGCAUCUUCCUCAUCAACAUCAAGCAGGAGAACAUGGAGACCGAGCAGAAGCUCAGUGGGAAGCUGUAUCUAGUGGACCUGGCAGGGAGCGAGAAGGUCAGCAAGACCGGAGCAGAGGGAGCCGUGCUGGAUGAGGCAAAGAAUAUCAACAAGUCACUGUCAGCCCUUGGGAACGUGAUCUCUGCACUGGCUGAGGGCACAAAAAGCUACGUUCCAUAUCGUGACAGCAAAAUGACACGGAUUCUCCAGGACUCUCUGGGAGGAAACUGCCGGACAACUAUGUUCAUCUGCUGCUCACCGUCCAGCUACAACGAUGCAGAGACCAAGUCCACCCUGAUGUUCGGGCAGCGGGCAAAGACCAUUAAGAACACUGCCUCAGUGAAUCUGGAGUUGACUGCUGAGCAGUGGAAGAAGAAAUAUGAAAAGGAGAAGGAGAAGACAAAGGCUCAGAAGGAGACGAUCGCCAAGCUAGAGGCUGAGCUCAGCCGGUGGCGCAAUGGAGAGAAUGUGCCUGAGACGGAGCGCCUGGCUGGGGAUGAGGCAGCCCUGGGAGCUGAGCUCUGUGAGGAGACCCCUGUGAACGACAACUCAUCCAUUGUGGUGCGCAUCGCGCCUGAGGAGCGGCAGAAAUACGAGGAGGAGAUCCGCCGCCUCUAUAAGCAGCUCGAUGACAAGGACGAUGAGAUCAACCAGCAGAGCCAGCUCAUAGAGAAGCUUAAGCAGCAGAUGCUGGACCAGGAAGAGCUGCUGGUAUCCACUCGAGGAGACAACGAGAAGGUCCAGCGGGAGCUGAGCCACCUGCAGUCAGAGAACGAUGCUGCUAAGGAGGAGGUAAAGGAGGUGCUGCAGGCCUUGGAGGAGCUGGCUGUGAACUAUGACCAGAAGUCCCAGGAAGUGGAGGAGAAGAGCCAGCAAAACCAGCUUCUGGUGGAUGAGCUGUCUCAGAAGGUGGCCACCAUGCUGGCUCUGGAGUCUGAGUUGCAGCGGCUACAAGAGGUCAGUGGACACCAGCGGAAGCGAAUUGCAGAGGUGCUGAAUGGGCUGAUGAAGGACCUGAGUGAGUUCAGUGUCAUCGUGGGCAACGGGGAGAUUAAGCUGCCGGUGGAGAUCAGCGGAGCCAUCGAGGAGGAGUUCACAGUGGCCCGACUCUAUAUCAGCAAAAUCAAGUCGGAAGUCAAGUCUGUGGUCAAGCGCUGCCGGCAGCUAGAGAACCUGCAGGUUGAAUGUCAUCGCAAGAUGGAGGUGACUGGGCGGGAGCUCUCAUCCUGCCAGCUCCUCAUCUCCCAGCAUGAGGCCAAGAUCCGCUCGCUUACAGAAUAUAUGCAGAGUGUGGAACUAAAGAAGCGGCACCUGGAAGAGUCCUAUGACUCCCUGAGCGACGAGCUGGCCAAGCUGCAGGCCCAGGAAACUGUGCAUGAAGUGGCCCUGAAGGACAAGGAGCCAGACACACAGGAUGCAGAUGAUGUAAAGAAGGCCCUGGAGGUACAGAUGGAGAGUCACAGGGAGGCCCAUCACCGGCAGCUGGCCCGGCUCCGGGAUGAGAUCAAUGAGAAGCAGAAGACCAUCGAUGAGCUCAAAGACCUGAAUCAGAAGCUGCAAUUAGAGCUAGAGAAGCUUCAGGCUGACUACGAGAAGCUGAAGAACGAAGAACAUGAGAAGAGCAGCAAACUCCAGGAGCUGACAUUUCUGUACGAGCGACAUGAACAGUCCAAGCAGGACCUCAAGGGUCUGGAGGAGACAGUUGCCCGGGAACUCCAGACCCUCCACAACCUUCGCAAGCUGUUCGUUCAAGACGUCACGACUCGAGUCAAGAAAAGUGCAGAAAUGGAGCCCGAGGACAGUGGGGGGAUUCACUCCCAAAAGCAGAAGAUUUCCUUUCUUGAGAACAACCUGGAACAGCUUACAAAGGUUCACAAACAGGUGGAUGACUGGGUUUCAAAGCUGGUACGUGACAAUGCAGAUCUGCGUUGUGAGCUUCCUAAAUUGGAAAAACGACUUAGGGCUACGGCUGAGAGAGUUAAGGCCCUGGAGGGUGCACUGAAGGAGGCCAAGGAAGGAGCCAUGAAGGACAAGCGCCGGUACCAGCAGGAGGUGGACCGCAUCAAGGAGGCCGUCCGGUACAAGAGCUCCGGCAAGCGGGGCCAUUCUGCUCAGAUUGCCAAACCCGUCCGGCCCGGCCACUACCCAGCAUCUUCACCCACCAACCCCUAUGGCACCCGGAGCCCUGAGUGCAUCAGUUACACCAACAGCCUCUUCCAGAACUACCAGAACUUGUACCUGCAGGCUGCGCCCAGCUCCACCUCAGACAUGUACUUUGCAAACUCCUGUACCAGCAGCGGGGCCACAUCUUCCGGCGGGCCCCUGGCUUCCUACCAGAAGGCCAACAUGGACAAUGGAAAUGCCACAGAUAUCAAUGACAACAGGAGUGACCUGCCUUGCGGCUAUGAGGCUGAGGACCAGACCAAGCUUUUCCCUCUCCACCAAGAGACGGCAGCCAGCUAAUCUCCCUCAUGGACUGCCGCAUACCUGCACUUUCAGUUUCUAAGAGGGCCUGAGGCCUCUCCUCUCAGCAUGCUGCAAACCUGUGGUCUCUGAUACUAACACCUCCCUCCCAACCCUAGUUGUUCAACUGUACUGUUUGAUGUCUUCUCUUACUCUGUACCUCUUUGUACUCUGUAUCUGUAUAUCAAAAGCUGCUGCUAUGUCUCUCUCCUCUCUGUCUUACUCUCUAAGUAUCUAAUGAUGUAUUUAGCAAUUUCUAAGCAUAGUAUACUCACUCUCCUCAUUUGGGGCAAUAGGGAGGAGGGUGAGUGUUUCUUCUUUCAAACACGCGUCUCUCACACUGAGUGGUAUUAGUCAUGGAGAUGAUAAAAGGAAAAAUGGGAGCUAGAGGGCCAUGACCCUUCACACACACACACGCACGUGCACACACGCACGCGCGGACACACGCACGCACACACACAAAGCCUUAAGUGGAAGAAUGUCUUAGCGUCAGAAGAAGACACAGAAACAGACUCUCCCCCUCCUUUUUCACCGACAGCACAGGGGAGGGUAACCUGGAAGGACUGCUACCUGACACGUAGAAUUUUCUUCAUAUACCCCUCAACUGAACCACCCUCCCUUUUUGUACCUUUUGCCUUCCUCUUCCUGUCCCCUGACCCCCUGCCCCGAUGACCGAGGACAUGGAUUGUUCAAGGGACCAUUUCCCUUUCUCCUCAAAACUCCUUUUGAUAUUCUCUGCCCCAGAACUCAUGAACAGAACCUAGAGUUGCUUUAAAGUAUUUGGAAAACCUGAGGAGGCAGACCCUUCCCAACAGUCUGUCAAUGGCUGCUCAUAUGUCUGGUGAUAGUUACAGGCACGUGUAGUCAGCGAAUUGCUUCUGUGGGGUUGGGGGUGAACAGGCUGGGAAAUUCCAAGUAUUUUUUGCCACAGUAAUGAGCUGGAUUCUUUUCUCUGUCCCAUAUUGGGCUGCAUGUUCUUCUCAUGUCCACCUUUUGGUUUGGGACCUUCCAGUUCAUUGGCAAAAUACCUAUCUCAAGAUGCUUUCCUUUCCGGCUAGAGCCUGACUUUUCCCCAUGAUGCAUAAAAAAUUUUUUUGUUUGACAGAAUUCCUUUGAUAAUGUCCCCAUCUGGUUUUAAGUGCACUUUGAAGAAAUGGGCAGAGCAGAUUUUCCAGACGGGGGGGGGGGGUGAGGGGGGAGUUCUCUCCCCCCAACACUGCCCCAUGUAAUUGAUAGGACUGUUAUUUUGGUUUCAGACAUCCUUUCCUUCCACAUGGUGCUAAGGUGGUUUUCUAGGUAACUACAGGGGUGGAGAGUGGAGGUCAAAAUCAACAAAGUCCAAAUCAAGAAAGUCUGGUGUCCAGACACCCAGUCUUAUGUAGGAUGGAAGAACAGGAUCCCCCAGCAGCAGGGCAACCAUCACCUAGCUUCUAAGGCAAGAAAGAAAGCUUGGGGUGAGUGCCAGCUUAUAAAUGCAGGCCGUAUUGGCCUGGGACUCCUUCAAGGGAAAAAGUUCCUUCUUCCUUCACCUGUUGGGCCCCUCUUAGCAAUUAUGGAAAAAUGCAGGGAAAAAUCUACCAGAAGGGUGUAGAGUAAAUCCAAGGCAGCGAUAUUCAAACAUUUUUAAAAAUAAAUCUUAUAUAGAAUCCUGAUAUAAAAAAUAACCCAAAGUGACGCAAACCUGGGCAGUUUACAUUUUCUUGAUUUGGUGGAAAAUGCUUCGUUAGUGGAGGAGCUCUUGAAUGGUCCUAAGAGUUCAGAACCUGAGGGUUCUGUAGAGUAGUUUGCAAGCCACUGCUCUGAGGGAAAGGGGUUCAGCUUGGCUCCCCUGCCCCAAGCCCCUAACUCAGAGCAGAGAGGGAAAGGCCCAAUGGGAGAAGAAGGAAGAUGCCUGUGCACCUGUGGACUUGAGCUAAUAUUUGCCAACAGGGCAGCUGAGAAGCCAGUGGGCUUUAUGUAAUCUUGCCACCAAAUAAUUCUUUUAAAACGCAUAAGAAAACGUGAAGGUGUUGGGCAGAUGAGGAGAGAGAUGUAAGGGGAAUCUAAUUCACUUACAUAAAUAAGAACACGCACGCAAGGCCUUCACCAGAAGCUUCACUCUACAUCCCCCCCACCCCAGCAUCCCUUUCCAGAGAGCCAGGGUCACCACAAGGGGCACCUGGUCUGCCCACUCACAUCUGCCAAAAUGUUGCAUGCCAGUGUGGAAGACAAACCAAGCCGCACAAACCCCAGUGUGUAUUUACUUGAUGUACAUAGAUACCUUGAAAAUAAAAUAAAUUCAAUGAUGACUCCG
This is a messenger RNA of Zalophus californianus (California sea lion), 5675 nucleotides long. It is a transcript of the gene KIF5A, whose product is annotated as kinesin family member 5A. Bases 263 to 3382 code for a protein of 1039 amino acids. The transcript is spliced from 30 exons. Lineage: Eukaryota; Metazoa; Chordata; Mammalia; Carnivora; Otariidae. Gene Ontology annotation, biological process: microtubule-based movement. The record is from RefSeq and is a predicted model, not a curated record. Gene Ontology annotation, molecular function: ATP binding; microtubule motor activity; microtubule binding.